GUCAACAACGCAGUCAGCAUGAGAAUAUUAUUAUUAAUUUCAAUCAUUUAUUUAAACUAUAUGCGCGAGGCAACAGCUGCAGGAUCCUGUCAUUAUUUCAGUGAAAAAAAGAUGGACUAUUUUGAUGCCUUGUUUACCUGCCAGAAAAAGAAACUUUGCCUGGCCGAUUUCAAUACACAAGUGUUAAUGAACGAAAUUGGCAGCAAGCUACCUGCAUAUAAGCGAGAAGAUUAUUGGUUUGGUCUAAACGCAUACGAGAAACCCACUUUUAAAUAUGUAUCUAAUUUGGAGAACAUGGUUUUUAUGGCGGAGGGCGCAACGCUUGAUUAUAGCAAACCUUGUGCCUAUCUAACUCCCCGAGCUAACACGGCCUACACUUUCAAUUCAGCUCCGUGUUUUCUGUAUAAGCACUUUGUUUGCUCUGAAGCUGAAAUGUGCAAUGGCAUAGCAACCAAAAGCGCCUUUAAGGCAACAGUCUCGGACGAAUUGCCAUGCGAAAUGAGCGAUGAAGUAAGAGAAAUCUUUGGCUUGCCGGAAAUCAAAAAGGUAAGAACUGGAAAGAGUACAGGUUAAUUUUCAGUAAAAGACUGUAUGAAAAAACAGGAAGAGUUGCAAAAGGAUUAACAAAGACAAAAUUGAAACCUGGACAAAAUUGUAAAUAAAAU
Messenger RNA from Drosophila busckii, 665 nucleotides. RefSeq lists its product as uncharacterized. NCBI's taxonomy places the organism in Eukaryota, Metazoa, Arthropoda, Insecta, Diptera, Drosophilidae. The transcript has 2 exons. The record is from RefSeq and is a predicted model, not a curated record. Bases 19 to 573 code for a protein of 184 amino acids.